Molecule: messenger RNA, 3298 nt
Organism: Geodia barretti
Lineage: Eukaryota; Metazoa; Porifera; Demospongiae; Tetractinellida; Geodiidae
Source: the annotation of a GenBank genome assembly
UAAAAUCUUCAACUACCACUUUUAGCUUUCUCUCUGAUGAGGUGGGGUCUGGCUUGGCGAGAUGCGGCGGUGGCUGCCGCUUUCCCUGCUCCCCGCGCCUCGUAACAGUCCGCGGGACAAACAUCGCGGAGAUUCCAAUAAGCGCGCACCGCCCACGUGUAGUACCAAUCGACCGCGGGGUGCUCUUCCCGUGCCACACUUGUCUGGGAUGGCUCUCCGUGUCGUCUACUCCUCCCGUCUCCUCCGUAUUGGCCGCAGUUCCCUGAACAGAAGCUAUUCCAUAGCGUGGUGCACCCAAAGAGUCGCAAAAUAUAGUUCUUUGGGUUCCAAUCUCCGUUACCCGCGGUCCUCGCUCUCUCCCUCGACCUACGACCGAUGUGUGGGGAGAGACAGACAGUCCUAUUACUACAGUACUAGCAGCAGUGAUGGUGGAGGGGAGGAGAAAGAUGAGGGGGAGGGGGAAGAAACAGAGGAAAGUGGAGGAGAGGAAGAGGCAGUGAAAAAUCUCCACCAGCAGUUUGCCCUCGCUCCAGUCUCAGUCCCAGAUAUAUUCCCCGAGGUUCCCGUUCUUCCAGUCUCCCGUAACCCAAUCUUUCCCAAGUUCGUCAAAAUGCUCGAGAUCAGUGAUGCACAGUUGAUGAAGCUCAUCAGACGUAAAGUUAAACUGGCUUUGCCCUAUGCUGGAGCGUUUCUCAAGAAAGACGACAGCGACGAGGAUGAAGUGAUGACAUCACUUGACAAUAUCCAUAAUGUGGGAACGUUUGUUCAGAUCACGGAACUCCACGACAUGGGAGACCAGAUGAGAAUGAUAAUUCAGGGGCACCGCAGGCAAGCUUUGCCAUGUGAUAGUCACAUGACCUGUGGUCCAGUUGAGGUGGAAGUGGAGGAGAGUGAGGAGAGAGGGGGUGAGGAGGGGAAGAGAGAGAGAGGUAAGAGGAAAAACUGGUGGAAGAGUUGGGUGGUGGACCCGAAAAGUCGAGACAAGAUGAGCGACUCGGAGAGCGAAGGAGAGGAGGAGGGGAGACCAAUUCUGAUGGUGAGGACGGAGAACGUUCAUCACGAGCCGUUCAAGAGCACCGAGGAAGUCAAGGCACUGACUGCUGAGGUCAUCAAGACAAUUCGUGACAUCAUCGCCCUAAACCCACUCUACAGGGAGUCAAUAGCUCAGUUGAUAGACGCUGGGAAGAAAGUUGUCGACAGUCCAGUCCACUUGGCCGAUUUUGGUGCUGCUCUGACGAGUGCAGAGUCGUCGCAACUGCAGGCAGUUCUAGAGAGUACAGUGAUCACAGAGAGGUUAAAGCUGACACUGGAGCUGUUGAAACGAGAGCUGGCGGUUGCCAUUCUGCAACAGAAACUAGGGAAGGAGGUGGAGGAGAAGGUGAACAAGAUGCAGCGGCAGUAUCUUCUUCAAGAGCAGCUCAAGAUCAUCAAGAGAGAACUGGGCCUUCAGAAAGAUGACAAGGACGCCAUCUCUGAGAAGUUCAGGGACAGGGUCAAGGAGCUGGUGAUGCCAGACGCCAUCAAGGAGGUUGUCGAAGAAGAAUUGAACAAGCUCGGCUUCCUCGACAACCACUCCGCCGAAUUUAGUGUGACUAGAAACUAUCUGGACUGGUUGACCAGCCUUCCCUGGGGCAAGACUAGCGAGGAGAACUUUGACCUUUCCUGGGCUCGAACAGUUCUGGACGAAGACCACUACGGACUUCAGGACAUCAAAGACAGAAUUCUUGAGUUCAUCGCAGUGGGUCAGCUGAGGGGCUCAGUUCACGGGAAAAUUCUCUGUUUUACUGGACCACCAGGUGUUGGAAAGACCAGCGUUGCCCGCUCAAUAGCAAGAGCUCUGAAAAGAGAAUAUUUCAGGUUCAGUGUUGGAGGGAUGACGGAUGUAGCGGAGGUCAAAGGUCACCGCCGGACCUACGUGGGUGCGAUGCCGGGGAAAGUCAUCCAGUGUCUGAAGAAGGUCGGGACGGAAAACCCGCUUAUCCUGAUUGACGAGGUUGACAAGAUCGGGCAUGUUGGGUACCAUGGCGACCCAGCCUCCGCCCUGCUAGAACUGCUCGACCCAGAACAGAACUCAAACUUCCUGGACCACUACCUCGACGUACCUGUUGACCUCUCCAAGGUGUUGUUCAUAUGCACGGCCAACGUGACGGAUACAAUCCCGGCACCUCUGCAAGACAGGAUGGAGAUAAUCCAGGUCUCUGGCUACGUCGCCGAGGAAAAGGUGGCCAUUGCUGAGCGGUACCUGAUACCUCAGGCACGUGACGGUGCUGGUGUAGGUGAGGCCCAGCUGACCAUAACCCCGGACGCCGUCAACAGUCUCAUCAAGUGGUACUGCAGGGAGAGCGGCGUGCGGAACCUGCAGAAACAGAUCGAGAAGGUGAGAGAGAUGAGAGAUUUUUAUGAAGUCAAGGAAAAGGAGGAGAAAGGGGAGGAAGAGGGAGGGGCUGGGCUGACGGUGACCAAUGAAAACCUGUCCGACUAUGUCGGGAAUCCAAUCUUCAUAUCGGAUCGGAUGUACGAGACCACGCCCCCUGGGGUGGUGAUGGGACUGGCGUGGACAGCAAUGGGAGGAACAACUCUCUUCAUUGAGACUGCUCUCACAAAGCCGCUAGCGGGGGAAGAGGGGAAGCCAGAAGCCGAGGGGGGAACCCUGCAAUCAACUGGACAACUCGGCGACGUCAUGAAGGAAUCCACUGAGAUUGCUUACACAUUUGCAAAGAGUUUUCUGGCUGAUAAAGGAAACUCGAUGUUGAGAAAAGCCAACAUUCACCUCCAUGUCCCUGAGGGGGCGACCCCCAAGGACGGGCCAAGUGCAGGAGUGACUAUCGUAUCUGCGUUGGUGUCGCUGGCACUGGGGCGACCGCUGAGACAGGACGUUGCCAUGACGGGAGAGCUAUCCCUCACUGGAAAAGUCUGUUUUCCUCACAAACCCUAGUAAAAUAACGCAGCUGGUAUAUAGAACACUUGCCUAUACUGUUGGUUCGAUUCCCACCCAGGGCAGCUCUUAAUUUUUACACGGCUGAUCUUUUCCCCCAGGUCCUACCAGUCGGUGGAAUAAAAGAGAAGACAAUAGCAGCCAAGAGAGCGGACGUGAACUGCCUCAUCUUGCCCGAUGUGAACAAGAGAGAUUUUGACGAUCUUCCUGACUACAUUCGCGAGGGGCUGGAGGUCCACUUUGUCACCAGCUACUCUGAGGUUUUCGACAUCAUAUUUCCCUCGGAAGAUUCCUGAAAAGACAGUAUCAAUCGUUUCUCAGUGUCAGUUAUAGCAUCAUCUCAUUUUGGUUUCAUACACAGCG